Molecule: messenger RNA, 1467 nt
Organism: Penicillium crustosum
Lineage: Eukaryota; Fungi; Ascomycota; Eurotiomycetes; Eurotiales; Aspergillaceae
Exons: 2
Coding region: 1-1467 (488 amino acids)
Source: RefSeq, a predicted model, not a curated record
AUGCAACCUUUUAGAAUGAUGCACUCUAAUGCCCGUCCCCACCUCAUCAAACCGCAAUCCACCCGAUCUGGGCCUUCCAAUUGUGCAAAACAAGUCAUUAUUGGUCUGUAUGGCCUCCCUGGCGCCGGGAAGAUCUUUUGGCUGGGCAAUCUCCAGACAGCACUGGGCAACGAUGACUUUAGGUUCUACGAUGGCAGUGAUGCCAUCGCGGCGGUAACUCCCGGGGGCGAUGAGAUAUUGACCAAUAUCAAUCGUCUGGAAACUGUCAUUAUGAAGAUAGGAGUGCUCAUCUGGGAGCAUGUCCGCGCUGCCUCAGACGAGGGGGUGUGUAGCAGCCCUCUGAAGAUUUUGUUUAGCAGUCCCCUGGGAUAUUCGUAUACUGCUUUCCGCGAGGUAAAACUGUUGUAUGAAGAGGCACUUGGGGAUGUGGAAUUUGAGGCUUGCUGCCAGACUGUAGCAUCAUUGAUACACAUUCAUAGUGAUAUUAAGCAGCUCUUGCAGGUGGUUGGCAGCACCAGCUAUGUCCAGGCAGUCGCCGUUACCUGCGGAAUCCGAUCUGCUCGGGAGAAGGUCCUUGAAAGAGAGGGUCUUUCGCUAACAGUCAAAGUAAUUGGUGAUGGCUGGCUGCGCAACGGCCUUCUUGUGACGCACUCUCUCAAGGCUGAAUUGGUCAGUCACCUGUAUACUGUUCAGGGGCUUCAUAUCAUUGCAUUUGGGGAUAGUUCCCUCGAUCUGGAGAUGCUGAAAGAGGCACAUGAUGCUAUCGUCGUCACCGGGGAAGAGAUGACACGAAGCAAGAGUAUGGAAAAAGCGUUGGUAGAGGCUAUUGGAAAGAAUGGGUUCCAGCCGCGUCAGGCGGUCCUACCGCAACACGUAACACCACGUCUCGAUACCAUUCGGCUGCCCUCUGUGCGGUUGAUAGAUCAGCAUUUCAUUGAUUCAGUCCUCGCAAGAUACAAACGUCCGUAUGUCUAUAACCCCGCUGGACGUUUGGCCAAGCUGCUCAUGACACCAAUGCGCAAUGCAUCUAUUUCAGGACCUGCCUUACGAGAGGUUCAUCGGAGACUCGGAUACUAUUUGGCGGCAGAAUUCUGUACCCACAUCAUUGGCCUUGAAGUUUACCCCAUUCCGCAUGUUCAAGGUUUUCUGACUGAUGGUUAUCGACUCGUGAAUGAGGAAGAAACAUUGAUUGUGCCGCUCAUGCGUGGUGGGGAGGCAAUGGCCUUCGGGGUCAAUCAGGCCUUCCCGCUCUGCGUGUUUCACCACGCGAAGGUUCCCAAUGGCCUCCAUCAAGACCACCUGAGGAAUAUGGUCACAAUCAUACUGGUUGACUUUGUGGUGAAUACUGGCAAAUCAGUACUGGAAUUGAUACGACAUAUCCGAAGUCUCCAUGCGACCAUUCCCAUUGUGGUGGUUGCUGGGGUGAUAGCGGAUUCCACGAGUAGAAUUGCUUGGUCCCUCGGUUGA